AUGAGAAGGUUCCAGAAUGAGCAACAACCAAGUAAAAGACAGAACACUUUACAAACUAAUGAACCUGAAAGUAGUGUCUCCAUCAACAAUAACAACAAAGAAACUCCAGUUAUUAUGGAUGUUAACCCUCUUCUGCUCGAUAAAGAAAAGGGUAAAAAAGUUUCAACAGGUGAAACAACUUUAGUUGUCACUCCUGAAUAA
Messenger RNA from Funneliformis mosseae, 201 nucleotides. NCBI's taxonomy places the organism in Eukaryota, Fungi, Glomeromycota, Glomeromycetes, Glomerales, Glomeraceae. The record is from the annotation of a GenBank genome assembly.